AUGGACGUUUGCAAAAACGUCGAUAAGUAUGCUCAGUUCAUGCAAAAGCAAAGGCGCAUGCUCCAAGACGCCAAGAGCAAGCAAGGCCAGCGUCCCCAAGAUCGCAAAGACAGAGACAAGAUGCUGUUCGAGUUCAUGAUGGCAUCAAUGUCGACCGUACAAAUGAGUGGGAGGGCUACUAACAAUGGAGAACAACACGUACAGUCGUCGUUCGUUCCACCAGCUUAUCCACCUUGCACCACACCUCUUGACGAUUUGAAGCCUAUCAUGAUCGAAGACCUUCGGCUCGAGACGCAUCAUCGCGGUCGCUAUCUGACGUUAAGAGCCAUCACGCCGCCGAAUCGUAUGACAGCGAUUCUCGUUAUUGCGGAGGAUGAACGCGGGGAUGUCACAUUGUUGCAAAUGUACCAGCAGGAGGAUGAGACUAGCCAUCCAGCCGUUGAUGUUGUUGACAAGGGCUCGAUUCUUAUCGUGAAGGAGCCCUUCUUCAAGGUUACGGCUUCCGGAGACUACAGCCUGCGGGUGGAUCAUCUUUCUGAUAUCAUCUUCCUCACCGACGAGGAAACCAUGACACCUACGUCGUGGAAGCCCAGACUGCUAGAGAUGAGCAGAACAGCGGAGUCGUUAAAGCUGGAGGGAAACACUCUCAUAGGGAAAGAGAGGUACUGGCGAGCUAUCGAGAAGUAUUCGGACGUCCUGGCGCAAACAGCGACGUCUAGCGAAGUCGAAGUCAUUAGACGAAACAGAUCACUGGCCUACCUCAAAACCAAACAAUAUGAUGCUGCGCUUGCCGACACCGGCUACCCGUCCUUCAGCGGAGAGCCCUCGGAGAAGGGAAUGUUCCGUGCAGCUGAGGCACUUUACCACCUCACUCGUUAUGACGAAAGCCGUCAAACUCUCGAAAAGCUUUGCGAACACUUCCCGGCCAAUAAAGAAGCAGCCGCUACACUUACUCGUGCUCAACGUCGAUGUGCUGAGAGUAGCACCGGCGAAUACGACUUCAAGCUUCUCCAAGCCGAAGCAAAGAAGCAUCACCCUCCCCACUUGGAUCAUGCUACAUACGUGGGUCCGCUGGAGGUCCGGAAAGUCAAAGGAAAAGGCCGCGGCUUGUUUCUGACCAAGCCCGCGAAAGUCGGAGACCUGCUGCUGUGUGAGAAAGCAUUCAGCCAUGCUCAUGUUGACGAAGAACGCAAAGGCAACGCAAACAUCUCUCUUUUGAUGAACGUCGAGACGGACAAGGGCUUUCUUGGCGGCCAGGCUGAUCUCAUUCAGCUGAUCACGCAAAAGAUGUUCAAAAACUCCUCGACGGCCCCUACAUUUACCGACCUCUACCACGGCGACUACGAAGCAGUUGACGCGAAAUCUGUCGAUGGGCAGCCGAUCGUAGACACCUUCCUAGUUGAGCGAACAAUGACCCUCAACGUCUUCGGUAGUCCUAUCACAAGCCUCAACAGCUACAAAAGGCUCAAAGAUAACAAGGAAUCGAAAGAGAAAGCAUACCAUUCCUGCGGCAUAUGGAUCAAAGCCUCGUACAUCAACCACAGCUGCCUCGGCAACGUCCGUCGCUCAUUCAUCGGCGACAUGAUGAUCGUACGCGCAAAGAAAGAUAUGGAAGCUGGUACGGAGUUGUCGUUCCCGUACGAGGCCCCGGAUGGCCACUACACUUCGAAGGUCGACCAAAAGUUCAAGAACUGGGGCUUCGUUUGCAAUUGCCCGCUCUGUGAAGACAUCAAGAGUACCAAGGCCUCCGAAGUCACGAAGAGGCGAACCUUGCUCGAGCAGCUGGAACGGCUUUGCAAGUCAACGACGAGUGGAAACGCUUUCAACGCGAAGUUUGAACGCUUGCUCAAGGCGCUCAAUGAGACGUAUUCGCGUCCCGUUGAAGAGGUACCUCGACUCCUGCUCUGGGAUCCGCAGCUGUUGUUGACCCGAAUCUAUAUGAGACAACCUGAUCUUACAAAAGGGCUGGAAUCAGUGGAGAAGAUUUUCCAGAGCCUGGGCUUCACCGUUACUGGGCUCGAUCGCACUUCUGCAGCUUUCUUGGUUACAAGGUGGGGUCAUAUAGUGGACCAUCUAGUAGAAGCCUUCCUACAUGCACGAUCGGCAUUUGAGCAGUCGAAGUUGGGGGACAAGGCGAAACAGGCGGACCACUCACGAGACACCGACAUAAUCAUCAAAGCCCUUCGACCAUUCAUGCUCGGUAUCGGUUGA
Molecule: messenger RNA, 2211 nt
Organism: Alternaria novae-zelandiae
Lineage: Eukaryota; Fungi; Ascomycota; Dothideomycetes; Pleosporales; Pleosporaceae
Exons: 4
Coding region: 1-2211 (736 amino acids)
Molecular function (GO): protein binding
Source: RefSeq, a predicted model, not a curated record